Messenger RNA from Plasmodium vivax (malaria parasite P. vivax), 4317 nucleotides. RefSeq lists its product as hypothetical. Lineage: Eukaryota; Apicomplexa; Aconoidasida; Haemosporida; Plasmodiidae. The record is from RefSeq and is a predicted model, not a curated record. The transcript is spliced from 4 exons. Gene Ontology annotation, cellular component: COPII vesicle coat; endoplasmic reticulum exit site. Gene Ontology annotation, biological process: endoplasmic reticulum organization; COPII-coated vesicle cargo loading; intracellular protein transport. Gene Ontology annotation, molecular function: structural molecule activity; protein binding. The coding region runs from base 1 to 4317 and encodes 1438 amino acids.
AUGGCGCUGAAAAGCAUCAACAUCAGCGGGAACUUCGACUGGUGCCCCUUCGAAGAGCACAAGAACUACCUGGCCUGCUUCACCUCCCACAACCUGCUGUACUCCAACGGAAGCAAUCUGAACAACUACGUGUACCUGCUGGACAUUAGCCUUAACAGCGAGGGGAGGAAUUUAGAAAUUGUGAGUAAGCUCAAUUUUGAGGAGGCCCUGAAAAGCGGGCAAAGUGGGAAGAAGAAAGGCACCAACGAGUACGUCACGAGUUUCGAAUGGGUAAACAGCAGCAGCUUUGUCGAGUCGGAGGGGGAAGGUGCUUUACGCAAGGGAAUAAUAGUGGGGGGGCUAACCAAUGGGGAUGUCAUUCUGCUAAACGCGCAAAAUUUAUUUGUGGAAAAACCAUCCCACGAGCAGUUCAUACUGAGUAAGGCAAAUGUACAUGAGGGGGCCAUAAACUGCCUAGAGUGUAACAAACACAAGAGCCAUUUGAUAGCAACAGGGGGAAAUGAUGGGCAGCUAUUCAUCACCGACAUUGAGAGUAUUUGCUCCCCAACUUCAUAUGACCCAUAUUUAGAUAAAAAUAAUUUACAAAAAAUUACCUGCCUAAAUUGGAAUAGGAAAGUAUCCCACAUUUUGGCUACCUCCUCAAACAAUGGCAACACAGUCAUUUGGGAUUUGAAAAUAAAAAAAGCGGCCGUCAGUUUUAGAGACCCACACAGUAGAACUAAAACUUCUUCUCUUGCCUGGCUAGCCAAUCAGCCAACCCAAAUUCUAGUUGCGUAUGAUGAUGAGAAGAGCCCCUGCAUGCAACUGUGGGACUUACGAAACGCCAACUACCCCAUCAAGGAGAUCAUUGGGCAUUCCAAAGGGAUUAACAAUAUCACCUUCAGCACCAUCGACACGAAUUUGUUAAUUUCGUCCGGAAAAGACACAACCAAGUGUUGGUACUUGAGCAGCGGUAACUUGGACGUAUUCAACGAGGUGAAUAACUCAGCCAAUAAUGUUUACUCUAAAUGGUCUCCCUUCAUCCCCGACUUGUUUGCUUCUGCUACUAGCAUGGACACGGUUCAGAUUAACUCCAUUAACAACGGCGUGAAGAUGACGAGCAAGUAUGUGCCCAGCUUUUACGGGAGGGCCGCGGGCAUCACCUUCGGCUUCGGCGGGAAGAUCUGCUGCUUUGGCAACGCCGCGGAGGAUAGCGGCGGGGUCAGCGGUGGCGGUAUUAGCGGGGUCAGCAGCGCAGCCACCGCUGCCACCGCCGGUGACCCCCCCGAGAGCAAGUUCCCCAUCAAGUGCCACAUCUACUCCACCGAAAUGGAGCUCAUCUCCGAGGCGGACAAAUUCGAAAAGUACAUCGCCAGCGGGAACUACUUCGAGUUUUGCGAAAGUAAAAUAGCCAAGACGGAGGACCAGCACGAGAAGCUCACCUGGAGGAUCUUGCAGUCGCUGUGCGCGUCGCAGAAGGAGGGAAUCGUUAAGCACCUCGGCUACGACAUGAGCGAAAUUGUGCAGAAGAUUGAGGGCAGCACGGGGAAGCAGCCGGGGUUUAUCUUUGACAAGCUGGCCGAGGAGGAGAAGGAGAAGCUCUUGGCGAAGAGCGCGUCGUGCACGCAGCUCGGUGGCGACAGCAUGGUGGGCGCAGGCAGCAUGAUGGGUGGCUCCGCGGCGGGAUUAGUACCCGGCGCGCCAAACUAUGAGCAUAUGAGUGGCGCAUACAUGACCGGAGGCGCGGUGGGCAUGGACCCGAACCUGCUGCCCCCCGGAGCAGCCGCCUCCACAGCCGCAGCCGCUUCCUCCGCCACCGCGGGUACCCCCAUGGUGAUAGACAACACGCAGGGCUUCAACUCAUCGUUCGACGUCGACCCGGAGAAGUUCUUCAGGGAGCUGGGCGAGAAGAAGGAAAAUGAAGAGACCACGCAGGAGGAGAAGCAGCCGAAGGGAGGUAAAGCGCCGGAGGAGGAGAAGCAACAAAAGGGAGACAAAACAGCGGAGGAGGAAAAACCACAGAAGGGAAAGAAAAAGGGAAAGGAUAAGGGGAAGAAAAAAGGAAAGGGAGCAAGUGGCGGCGUAACAGGAGCGGCGGACGAAGAAGGCGAGGGCGAGGGCGAAGAGGAAGAUGACGACGAUGGACUGGCUGGAAGCAACGGACCAGGAGGUGCCAAAGGUGAUGACCAAGGGAGUGGAAGCAAAGAGAAAACUCAAAUGAGUGAAAAUACAAAUUGGGACUCCGGCAUAGAAUCCAUCAUUAAAGAGUGCGUCCUAGUGGGGAACAUCGAAACGGCAGUAGAGUUAUGUCUGCACAAGAACCGAAUGGCAGAUGCCUUGUUCUUAUCCUCCUUUGGAGGUGAGCAGCUCUGGUAUAAAACAAAAACGUUAUACAUUAGGAAGCAGAAGAGCACCUUCAUGAGGAGCUUAAAUUACAUUUUGGAUGACCAACUGGAGCUCCUCGUUCAGCAGAUUGACCUCUCCUCCUGGGGAGAAGCCCUCUCCAUACUAUGCACCUACGCAUUAAAUAAGGCCAAUUUUAAUACCCUCUGUGAAACCCUAGCCAAGAGACUGCAAAAUGAAAAAUUUGACAUCCGGGCUGCAUCCAUUUGUUACCUUUGUGCCUCUAACUUUGACCAGACGGUGGAAAUCUGGAACGACAUGCCCUCUACGCAAAAUUGCCUUCUUAGUGUGCUCCAAGAUAUGGUAGAAAAAAUGACCGUUCUGAAGAUGGCCAUAAAGCAUGACGUGUUUAAUGCCAUCAUGAAUAGGAAGAUCAAUCAGUACGCCGAGCUGCUAGCCAAUUCGGGACGACUGAAAGCGGCCAUGACGUUCUUGUGCCUAACUCAGGAGGAUCAAACGGAGGAGAGUCUAAUCCUGAGAGACCGCAUUUUUAACAGCGGUGCGCAUAUGCUUUGCCACCAGGUGAAACCCCCCAUGUCUCCUUUCCAAGUGCUACAUGUAAAAUCGGCUGCGGGGGGGAUGAUGCACCAGGGUUACCAACCGUAUAAUCAGAACGCGCAAUUUAAGCCCAACGUCAUGGGCGGCGGCUUGAACCAUGGCCCGUCUAAGCUCUUCUCCCCCACGAAGAGCGCCACGUCCAUGAUUGCCCCCCCGCCGAUGCAGCCGUCCAUGCAGUCGGCACCCCCGCACGCCACCCACAUGGGCUACUCCGCCAUGCCGCCCAACAAAUUCAACACCCAAGUUAUAAACGCCCCCCCACCCCAACGCGCAUCCUUCGCAAGCACCUCUGCCAAGAAUUUCCCCCUGGGGAACGUCAGUGCGGUGAAGCCCCCAUCCAUGAGCACCAUGUCCCCCUCAUUCAUGAUGCCCCCCUCAGGACCUCCUCCCCCCUCGAGUGCCUCCCCCCCCUCCUACGCCUCCAUGUCGAAUCUUUCAAAUUUUAGCUCACCGCCGGGUAUGAAGGCAGAGCAGGAUGAUCAGAAGCAGACCGCACCGGGUGGAGGAGGAGCGGCAGCUGGAGGAGUGGGAGGUGUUGGUGGACCCAUGUUUCCCCCGCAGUCCUACGCCAACAACCAGAGACGAAUGCAACCGGGUGGAAGUGCCCCACCUGCACAAACCAACCAAAUGAGCAACCGGAGCUUCCCCUCCAUGCAAAAUGUCUCGCCCGCCCCCCCUGGAAAUAGAAAUGUGCCCGUCGCCCCCAAUUCGAACAGUAUGACCUUCCAGCAGGACAACUCUGGCCAGCCUUUCCUCAAAAGGGAGUGCAUAGAUCAGCAGGCGCCGUACGGAGGGGCAGUCAGCCCCCCGGGCAUGCAGCCCAGUAGCUUUGGCGCCUCCUUCCAGGACGGCACGAACAAGGUCGGGCUGGGCGGCCAGCCGGGCGGCCCCCCCUCAUCAGGCCUCAGCACGACGUCCCCAAUCGCGGGCGCCCUGACCGUCACCCCCGGAAUGCCGGUCCCCUGGCCCAUCCCCACGACGACCCAACAGCUCGGAUCCACGACCACCUCCACGGCGAACGAAAACAAGAAGAUACAAACGGCCACCAAAGAGCAGAACGGCGUGUUCAUGGGAAGGGGAAACGUAGACAAUGUGAAGAAGACCAUAAGUAGCUUCCUCAAUGGGUACAUCUCACAGGAGCCAAUGAAAAAGAAGGCAGAAGAUGUCUCCAUCAAGGUGCACGAGCUGUUUGAUAAGCUAGACACUGGGUCGUUUAAUGAGCAGAUAAAUGAGAGCAUCAUCAGUAUGGUUAGCGCGCUUAAUGCGAAUGAUUUCAGGGCAGCCAACAAGGUUAUAGUGGACCUGAGUAGGAACUUGUGGGACGGGAGCAACAAGUCAUGGAUUAUGGGCCUCAAGUGCAUUAUACCAAAGUGCUGA